Messenger RNA from Ricinus communis (castor bean), 1653 nucleotides. RefSeq names its product cytochrome P450 81Q32. The transcript is spliced from 2 exons. The coding region runs from base 67 to 1569 and encodes 500 amino acids. Lineage: Eukaryota; Viridiplantae; Streptophyta; Magnoliopsida; Malpighiales; Euphorbiaceae. Gene Ontology annotation, molecular function: iron ion binding; monooxygenase activity; oxidoreductase activity, acting on paired donors, with incorporation or reduction of molecular oxygen. The record is from RefSeq and is a predicted model, not a curated record.
UAUAAACCCAUGUCCUUUCUCAUGCUGGGAGGAUAACUACUCAAAGCUCCACCAAGUAAAGCAAUCAUGGAAGUGUUAUGUUUUUUCCUCUCUUUUCUUAUCCUGCUUUUUGCCCUAAGAUUUUACCUAUCAAGAAUACGCCACAAAAAUCUCCCUCCUAGCCCACCGGCCCUUCCAAUUGUCGGCCAUCUCCAUCUUCUAAAACCCCCAAUGCACCGUGCUUUCUAUCAUCUAUCUCAAAAAUAUGGCCCAAUCAUGUUCCUUCAAUUCGGUUCUCGCCCUGUAGUUAUCGUCUCUUCAUCCUCCGCCGCCGAAGAAUGCUUCACAAAAAAUGACAAAGUUUUUGCCAACCGUCCAAGAUUGCUCGUUGGCAAAUUCAUAUCUUAUAACUACACCACCUUGGCUCAGUCACCCUAUGGCGACCACUGGCGCAACCUUCGCCGUAUUGGCACUAUUGAGAUCUUCUCAACUCAUCGUCUCAGCAAGUUACUAAGCAUUCGGAAGGACGAAAUCAAGAAACUACUUGUUAACCUUGCUAAUAACUCGCUCCAAGAUUUUUCAAAGGUAGAGCUAAAAUCAAAAUUCCAAGAACUAACGUUCAGUAUAAUGAUAAGAAUGGUUGCAGGGAAGAGAUAUUAUGGAGAUGAUGUAAGUGAUAAAGAAGAGGCAAGACAGUUUACGCAGUUAAUGAAGGAAGCUGUAACGUAUGGAGGAGCAACAAAUCCAGGGGAUUUCCUGCCAAUCUUGAAUUGGAUUGAUGGUGGUGGGUUUAAGAAGAGAAUUAUUGGACUCUCAAAAAGGACUGAUAAAUUCUUCCAAGCUUUGAUCGAUGAACAUAGAAGCAAGAAGGAAAAUCUAGAGAGUACGAAUACUAUGAUUGAUCAUCUUCUUUCUUUGCAAGAAUCAGAACCUGAGUAUUACACUGAUGAGAUUAUAAAAGGGCUUACACAGAACAUGCUCUUUGCUGGAACGGACACGUCAGCAAUUACACUAGAGUGGGCAAUGUCUAAUCUCCUCAACCAUCCAAGCACACUGAGAAAGGCUAAAGAUGAAAUAGACAAUCAAGUUGGCCAAGAAUGCUUAUUAGAUGAACCUGAUCUUUCCAGAUUACCUCAUCUUCAAAACAUUAUUUCUGAGACACUUCGGCUAUACCCAGCAGCUCCACUCUUAGUUCCCCACAUGUCAUCUGAUGAUUGUACUGUCGGAGGAUACAAUGUCCCACGUGGCACAAUAUUACUAGUAAAUGCAUGGGCCAUACAUAGAGAUCCUACGCUAUGGGACGACGCUACAAGCUUUAAACCUGAGAGAUAUAAUAGCAGGGAAACAGAGGCUCACAUGCUAAUGCCAUUUGGGUUGGGUAGAAGAUCAUGUCCUGGAGCUGGCCUAGCUCAAAGAGUGGUGGGGUUGGCUUUGGGUUCGCUUAUACAAUGCUUUGAAUGGGAAAGGGUGAGUGGGGAAGAAGUUGACAUGGCAGAAGGUAAAGGGGUUACCUUGCCUAAGGCUGAACCACUAGAGGCAAUGUGCAAAGCACGCCCAAUCAUGAAAAACAUUCUCCCUAAACAUGCUUAGUACUUCCUGUUGUAAUUUAUGUACUUUGUGUUUCAGCCUUGGUACUGUAAGAACUCUUAUAUAUCAACCUAUUUAUUUACAGUA